Pseudonaja textilis is the source of this 4723-nucleotide messenger RNA. Lineage: Eukaryota; Metazoa; Chordata; Lepidosauria; Squamata; Elapidae. The record is from RefSeq and is a predicted model, not a curated record.
UUGCAAUCGGCAGCUGGUAAGAUCCCAGGCGAAAGGCGAUUGAUUGCUCGACUGCAAAGGCAAGGCUUUCUAGGAACAAGGACGCGCGAAGGAAUGUGUGGGUCAGUGCAAUCGAGCCCGUCGGCGUGCAAAUGGGGCGGUUGGAAGAACCAGAGCGGCUUGAAAUAACUUUUCACCAUCCCGCACCCGAGGAACAGUUUCCUCCAAGCCGAUGCCGUCAAAAUGAGAGGAGCCUUACUCUGAAGAGUCUUCAAAAAUCUGAUUCUCCUGCUAUUUAUUCUGCUUUAAGAAUUCAAGGACAGAAUUCCAUGCUAGCUGUUAACCAGUCCCAUGUACUUUUCACAACCAGCAUGUAAGCUUGGCAGGAGAUCACAGAGGAAGGCAUGUUUCAUCUUGCCCCUUUCUGGCAACGAUUCUAAAGAGGCAAGAGAAGAUGUAAUGACCAAGAACGAAAGCUAAUCAAACAAAGAAAUACUUUGAUCAUUCUAGCCAAAGCGUCAUUUUAUUAUUCUCCGGAAAACAACGCCAUCAUUUACUGAUUCUUCUUUUUUAUUUCAUGCAAACACUUAAAUUUUUAUUCCACAUUUUAAAAAAAAAAUAGAGGAGAGUAGCUUCUUACCAAUUUUUGGUACUUAGAAUUACAUAACAAUUGGUGAAGAAAUUCACAAGGGAUCCCGCAAUGGGAGAAAAAUGCUUGCGUUGCCCCAACUUUGGGGAAAACCUUUUGGGCAAGUCAGAUCAUUCCGAACCUCAGCAAGUCUGCCCCACAGAUAAACUGUAUAAGUGCCUGGAAUGUGGGAAAUGUUUCACUCACAGUAAGAACUUCAGCACCCAUCAAAGGAUCCACACUGGUGAGAAACCUUACAAAUGCCCCGAAUGUGGUAAAAGGUACGGGGCCAGCUCAACCCUGAGUAGACAUCGGAAAAUCCACAUGGAAGAAAAGCCUUACAAAUGUCCAGACUGUGACAAGAGUUUCAGUUACAAAGCAGAUCUCAUCAAGCACCACCGUGUUCACACGGGGGAGAAACCUUAUGUAUGUGGCGAGUGUGGGAAAAGUUUUAGUCAAAGCUCCAAUUUUGUGACUCAUCAGAGAAGCCACACGGGGGAGAAACCUUAUGAAUGUCCCGACUGUGAAAAAAGUUUUAGUGUGAGCUCGAGCCUUAUAGAGCACCAGCGUGUCCACACAGCUGAAAAGCCCUUUUUGUGCCUGGAAUGUGGGAAAAGUUUUAAUCGCAGCUCCCAUCUCAGUGUGCACCAGAGGAUUCACACAGGGGAAAGGCCUUUUCAGUGCCCCGAUUGUGGGAAGGGCUUCACCAUUCUCUCCACUCUCAGUAAACAUCAGAGAAUCCACACAGGAGAGAAACCUUAUAAGUGCCCCAAAUGUGAGCGGAGUUUUCGGGUGAGCUCCAUCCUGACCCAACAUAUUAGGACCCACACGGGAGAGAAGCCGUAUGUUUGCUCCGAGUGUGGGAGGAGCUUCAGUCAAAAAUCGCCUCUUAUUGCUCACCAGAAACUUCACAAUCGUGAAAAACCCUUCCGGUGUUCAGACUGUGGGAAAUGUUUCAAUCGGACCUCCAACCUCCUUAUCCAUGAGAGGAUACACACAAAAGAGAAACCGUACAAGUGCCUUGAAUGUGGGAGAAACUUCAGUUACAGCUCAGUUCUAAUCAAGCACCAAAGAGUGCAUACCUCUGAGAAGCCUUUUAAAUGCCCGGACUGUGGAGAAGGUUUCCAUGUGAACACAAGACUUAUGGUCCAUCAGAGAAUCCACACAGGAGAGAAGCCGUAUAAAUGUCCUGAUUGUGACAAGAGCUUCAACCAGCGAUCCCAUCUCACUUCUCACCAUGGGACCCACACGGGCGAGAAGCCAUUUAAAUGCUUUGACUGUGGGAAGAGCUUCAGUUACAACUCUGGGCUCAUCAUACACCAACGAAUUCACACCGGGGAGAAACCGUAUAAGUGCUCCAACUGUGAGAAAAGCUUCAGCCAAAAAUCUCAUCUCCUGUCGCAUCAGAGGACCCAUAUGGGAGAAAAAUCUUUCAAGUGCCCCGACUGUGGGAAAAGCUUCAGUUACAACUCUGGUCUCAUCAUACAUCAACGGAUCCACACUGGGGAGAAACCAUAUAAAUGUUCUGAUUGUGGAAAGAGCUUCAACCAGAGAUCACACCUUAUUUCGCAUCAAGGCAUUCACACAGGGCAGAAACCAUACACAUGUCAGGAUUGUGGGAAGAGUUUUAGCUUCAAUUCUGGGCUUGUUAUUCAUCAACGGCUUCAUACUGGAGAGAAACCAUAUAAGUGUCCCAACUGUGGGAAGAAUUUCAAUCAGAAAUCGCACCUUAUUUCUCACCAGAGAAUCCAUAUUGGGCAGAAAACUUAAAUUCCAAAGACAAUUCUGUACAGGUUAUUAAUAUUAGCACCAUCUUUGCUCUCUAAAUAGUAGCCUUUUAAGAACAAUGUGUGUCAUCAUCUGUAUGUCCAAAAGCAGUGGACUUAUUUUAGGAUUUUGAAAUUCUAUUUGUACUUACAUGUUCAGUAUUUCAAAAUGUGUAGCAAAAAGAAAAGUCACAACCAAGAGCAGUGGAUAAAACAAGAGGACUAAGGUUAGGGGUUAAUAAGGCUACAAUAAGUAUAAAAAAGCCAGAAAGCUAAGACUUUAACAUUCAUUUUUUAAUUUUAUGAGAAAAUAAUACUGUAGUUUGAAAUGUAAAAGAUUAAUUAGUAAUAGGAAAAUGCUUUAAAAUGAACAUUAAUAUGUUAAUAUAGAUUCUUUGUCUGUAUGAAAUAUAUAGCCCUCUUUCCAAAGUCUCAAGGCAUAGAGAGAAAAAGGAUGGUUGAAUCCCCACUGCUGAACACAUCCUUGAUGCUUUGUUCCUUUUCGGCUUGCAAGUUUGCUAUGCUUAGAUUUGAAAGUGAAAUCUUAUAUUUCUGCAAACAAAAAAAGUCAUAUAACAUGGAAUGCUGGAAUAGAGAUGUGAUACAGAGGUAGUAGCCAUGGGUCAAUCUUCGUUCCUCUAUAGAUACUAGACUAUAUUGUAUGGAGGCAACUUUGGAAUUUCAAAGAGUAGUAAAUCAAGAAUUCACCCUUGUUAAUCUCUAGAUUUUCUCUAAUGCUUUUUAUAGGAGGUUGCCUGUGCAGACUUUAGUAUUUAGAGAAUGCAUUAAAGUUACAAAUGCAAGUUAAAGUACGGUUUGUGUAAAUUAAUACAUAGCUUCAAUUUUGUUCAAUUUAAUCAGUUAGACUUGCUUCUGAGCAUCAUCCAAAGUGCUCCUAAUUGGCUCUACAUUAUUCAAAAAAUUGCCAUACGAGGCUGUCCCCUGCAGUGAUCCUCAGGAAUCCUGUUAUUUGCCCUUGUGUGACACCAGUAUGUGUAAUUCCCUGCUCCAAGUGAUCUGUUGACCCUUUAUUUAAUAGUGGUCAAAAUUGGUAUUUUAAAAGAAACAUUUUGUUCUCUUUCCAUGCCUUUUGUUAUUCUAAUUUUUGAAUAUUUGAUCUAGGUUCCAGAUUGUUUAUAAAUGGUUGUUAUUCUUGUUGUUAUUACUACAUUGGAUCCAGACUUAGUCACACUUAAACACCCCCCCACACACACUGAAACCAGAGAAGGUUAAGAUCACUGUAACUAACCUGUACCACUGAUUUGAAUGUGCUUAUGUGUAACUAUGACAAGUGUAUGGGUUUCUUCAGUUGUUGAGCUCCAAUUUUCAACAGCACUUGGCAUUAUGGUCACCAGUGAGAGACGGUGGAAAUUGCAGCCUAACAAUAUCUGGAAGGUCACUGGUUAUCCAGUCUUGGACUACUUUAGUAUUUUGGAUGCUGUCUGCUGCCUUGAGAACAAGGGGCUGAGAAUAUUAAAUGUAAAUAUUAAGUCAAUUGUAAAUAUUAAGUCAGUCAGUAUUACAUUUUCAAACAUUGAUCAUUACAGCUUAAUCACAACUCUUCUGUACAUAUAACAUUGCCGAUUAGAAUAGUGUAUGCCGUAGUUUUUAAAGUACUGAAAAUGUUUCCUUGCAAUAAGUGGGGAGUAUACAAUGUUAAAAUGCAUUUUAAAAAGAUAUUCUGAUCAUGGUUGUUUGCUUAGAUGUUUACUUUUUACCAUUUUCUCUCCCUCCUGUCAGGCUAAGUCCAAGGUUGACAGAACAAUUCAGCUAGAGUUCAGUGCUUGAUUUGCUUACAGCUAAUAGACAGAACCUUGCCAGUCCAAAUCCUUACUACGCUCACCUUAACAAAUAUACCUUCAGAGAUCCUAAGGAGUGGCUAUUCUUACUCUCUUCCUCUGUCUCCUAUCCAGCCUCUUGGGCUGUGCUGCCUCUUGUCUCGCUCGUCUUUCUCAUUAUGCUCCCUCCUUCCUGAGAAACUACCACUGCACUGUAGUCCAUCACACUAACUCUCCCUUUGAGGGUACUCUCUCUCUCUCUCCUCAAAAUCAAAUGUAGCCAUUACAACCCUAAGACAAUUUACUUGCUUGAAUUAAUUUUUAACAACACAAGUAAAAGUUGUUUUUUUUAAAAACAACAACCUUGUACCAUGCAGGAGAAGUCACUUUUCAUGUGCCAGAUGGUUGAAACUUUGACAAAGGUGAAUCUUCAGAACAGCUUUUCCUGCUAUUCUGAGUAGUCAAGUUCAUAGCAAGAGAGGCGAUUCCAUAGAUCAGGGGUGCCAAACUUGAUUUCAUUGAGGGCUGCAUCAGGGUUGUGUUUGACCUAGGGGUCUGUGUGGCCAGGGUGU